This is a messenger RNA of Rotaria socialis, 855 nucleotides long. The record is from the annotation of a GenBank genome assembly. NCBI's taxonomy places the organism in Eukaryota, Metazoa, Rotifera, Eurotatoria, Philodinida, Philodinidae.
AUGGUUGUUCGUGAUCAUGAUGUCAGUCGUUUUGCUGAUCGAAGUCGAGAACUUUGGUCUGAACAAACAUUGUCUGACGGCAAUUAUAAAGAGAAAAAUUGUCUCGGUUGUUGUGAAAAUUGUCCAUUUCCAUCAUUCUUCGCAUUUUUGUUAACAUUAAUUGGUACGGCGCUUUGUUGUGCAUGUUUAUUUGAUCCACUACAAAAAACAAUUCGACGAGUCAAUGAUACAUUUGGAAUUGAAUAUAUUGAUCCUGAUUGGAUUCGCAUUCUACGUUUAGCUGCUAUCUUCGUUUUAGCAAUAAUGGGUGGAUUUUCAUUGAUUUUACUUAUUGUCGGAUCAUUGGCUACAGGUGCUACACGUCAUCAAGUGUAUACAGGAUUUCGUUCUCGUCUUGGAGGACGUAUCGCAACUGGUUUUUUUUCAAUGAUUGUUUAUGGUUUAUUACUCAUUUGGUUAUUUGCUAUGCUAACAUUAGUUAUACCUUGUAUGAGUGUAUAUAUUCUUAAAUCUCGUUGUGAUGAAGCAUUUCCGAAAUGGAUUGCAUCUGUUGAACAAACUAGCUCGCCAAUAGUAUCUUGUCUUACACCAGGAAGUUAUGGAAUUCCUGUACCAAAACAAAAACCUGAUGUAAAAAUUUGUCAAGAUCGAUUCAAAGAUUUGUGUACACUGACUAAUCAUGCAUACCAAUAUAUAGGAGCUUUAGUUGGUUCAUUUCUGGUUGUUAUGGGUUUGAUUCAUUUUCUUUGUUCUCUUGUGGCCAAUUAUGCACAUAUAAAAGAUGGCCGAAAAUUGUGCGAUUACGAAGAAGCCAUUCGUGAAGAAAUUGAAACAUCAAAGCUCAAUCAUGGCUAG